CGAGCCAAUGCAAAGGAGGACCCAGAAAGGCAUACAGAGGACUGGUAUAUAUUGGGCUAUCCACAGUGUUUUUAGUUCUUUCACAGCAGUACAAGGUGUACUACUGUGUCCUGUCCUGCCUGAUCCACUGGCCUCAGACAUGGCUCGUCUGGCCCUCCCGGUCUUCUUCGUUCUUUGCCUCUCUUUGCUCCACUUCAGCUCCAGCCGUCCAUCUCGCACCAGGAAGGCUGUGUCAGCUCGUCAGUCCGCUGCAGAUGAAGAAGAUGUUAAGUCUCAGCUUGAGAGGCUGUGGCAGGAGGUGAAUUCACUGAAAGAGAUGCAGGCAUUGCAGACAGUUUGUCUCCGUGGCAUCAAAGCUCACAGGAAGUGCUAUCUCACAAUUGAGGAGCCCAAACAUUACCAUGAGGCAAAUGAAGACUGUAUAGCACAAGGAGGAACCCUGGCCACUCCACGGGAUGUGAUGGAAAACAAUGAACUGAGGGACUAUGCAAAGAGGAGUGCACCGGGGUCCAAGGACUUCUGGAUCGGAGUGGCAGAUAUAGUGAAAGAAGGCCAGUAUGUGGACGUCAACAGCCAACCCAUCAGCUACUUCAACUGGGACCGGACCAAGAAACAGCCCACAGGCACCAAGAGGGAGAGCUGCGUGGCCCUGUCGGUGGCUGCACAGGGGAAGUGGUACGACGAAGUGUGCCGCAGUCUGAAAAAGUACAUCUGUGAAUAUGUCAUCCCAUAAAAUAUGACAAUGGAGCAGCUGUUGUGACGAUUUAUGCACAAACACAAACACACACUACACACUUGUCAGAUUGGCAUAACAGUGGUAUAUGAUGGCAAAAACCUGAAGUGUUUUGUCUUACUGCCUGUGUAAAGAUGUUGGAUGUUUCACUAGAUAAUCAGAAUCAUUUUCACUUCAUGCAAAAUACAAAAAAAUGCAUUUGUGCUAUUGAAAAUCUGAUUUAACAGCUCAUAAAGUUGGAAGAAGUUCAAAUGUAUGAAAAGUGUUUCAUUUUGUCUAAAUAAUUACAAUUUUGACAUUUUAAACACCAUUUUUUUUUAUUGCUACUUAUACUCACACAUAUAUAUUUAUAUAAAACAUGUGAGGCUCCUUCUGCAUUGCUUAAUAUUAAAUAGUGAUUUAAAGUGGCUGGAGUGAUUUGCUCAAAUGCAGCAGAAAAAUAUGGUGAUAUGAUUCAGUUUUAUCUGUACCACAAGAGUCAACACUGAAAGACAGACAUUCAGUCAAAACUAUAUGCAGUCUAUUGUCUCCACUUUGCCUGACGUGUCAUAGGAAUGAGGGAACAAUCCUGGAUCUCCAAAAAUAAACUUUAAACAAACCCAGAGAGAAUACGCAAACAUCCAGUUAUCAAUGCUUCACCUUUUAACUAUGAGGUAACUGUGAAAAAUACAGUUCCAACUUUAGGACCUGAGCUCCUGCUGUGUAGAUUUCACACAAGCAAUAUCACUGAAAUAGUUUUUAUUUGACUUAUAGCACACCUUAAGAUGUUCACAAUCAUCAAAUAUAUACUUUAAUGGAAUAUAGCUUCCAUAU
This is a messenger RNA of Sphaeramia orbicularis (orbiculate cardinalfish), 1546 nucleotides long. RefSeq names its product C-type lectin domain family 3, member A (gene clec3a). The transcript has 3 exons. Gene Ontology annotation, biological process: ossification. NCBI's taxonomy places the organism in Eukaryota, Metazoa, Chordata, Actinopteri, Kurtiformes, Apogonidae. The record is from RefSeq and is a predicted model, not a curated record. Bases 8 to 733 code for a protein of 241 amino acids.